AUGUUUAGUAAGCCCAAUGGGACUGUGAUUGCAGCCGUUACGGCGGCGGCAGCGGUGGGUGUCCUUUGUCCACUGUUGUUGAUACGAUUUCUGAAUGCUGGUGCUGACAAGAAGAAGGAGGGAAGUAAUUAUCCUCAUGGGAAAAGGGAGAAACGGGUGAUUCGUUCUGUGGAGUCAAUAGAACAUCGCCCCUUUACAAGGGAGGAUCUCGCUGAACAUGAUGGAGUGAAAAAAAAUUCUAUUUACGUCAGUCUCAAAUUAGUAGUUUAUGAAGUGGCUCCACAAUUCUAUGGCCCAGGGCAACCAUAUCACCUUUACGCUGGGCGUGAAAUAUCACGUUCUCUUGCUAAAUCAGAUUUAACGGGUAAGGAGUUGGAUAAGGAUUGGGUACCGGGCAGCAGUGAAGAGGAGCUACAGCAGUUGGACCAAUGGAUAGAAAAAUUCAAGGCAAAAUAUCCUGUGGUGGGCUGGUAUGUUCCAGAUGAGAAAUUUUACAGUGUUUAG
This is a messenger RNA of Trypanosoma theileri, 504 nucleotides long. RefSeq lists its product as uncharacterized. Lineage: Eukaryota; Euglenozoa; Kinetoplastea; Trypanosomatida; Trypanosomatidae. The coding region runs from base 1 to 504 and encodes 167 amino acids. The transcript has a single exon. The record is from RefSeq and is a predicted model, not a curated record. Gene Ontology annotation, cellular component: membrane; endomembrane system.